CAGAUGGCAGUUCAACCGCAUUGAAAUGCUUCGGAACUAUGCUUGUAUCUUUUGUUUCGUAAACAAUAAGAAAAUGACAUCAAGAUCGCACUUAAACGCUUAAUCAUCAUACGUUGAUGCAAUUAGAAAUACAAGAAUGAUUCAACUGCACAAAUAUAUUCCAUUAAAUCUUCAUUUAAAAAUGGUAACAAUAAAAAAAGUGUCUAAUAAAUGUUCAUCUAUUAAAGCUGUAAUUUUUGACAUGGGUGGUGUAAUAGUUCCUUCACCUUUGCCUUUGUUUAAAAAAUUUGCAAAGAAACAUAAUUUGUCUGAAGAUCAAAUGAAUACACUAUUUUUUGAUGGUGGUGAUUCAAGCUUGUUAGGUCAGUUGGAAAAGGGAUAUAUUAAUUUGCAGGAAUAUUCAUCAGUUCUCUCUGAUAAAGCUAAAAAAGUUAUCGGAAUUCCAUUAGAGGAUGAAAUUUUCUCAGUUUGGGCAAAAUCAAACGAAUACCUUAAACCUUUCCCAAAUGUUAUAUCUGCUAUCAAAGAAAUAAGAUCAGUUGGAAUAAAAACUGCGUUGCUGACAAAUAAUGCGUUCAUCGAGGGUAAUAGAACUGUAAUGCCUCUUGAUAGAAAUCUAUUUGAUGUGAUUGUAGAGUCAUGCGUUGAAGGAUUGCGUAAACCAAAUGUUAACAUUUAUAAACUAACCUUAGACAGAUUAUCUGUAGAACCUUCAGAAGCUGUUUUUUUAGAUGACCUUGGUGAAAACCUUAAAAGUGCUCGUUCUCUUGGAAUAAAUACAAUAAAGGUUUCAGAUCAACAUUCUGCUUUAAAUGAACUUCAAAAAGUUUUGAAUAUGACAUUUGUACACGCUAUCCCUGGAACAACUGAUGUUAAAGAGCCUCAUCAGUUGCCAGUUGAAUUGUUAAAAGAUUUUAUAAUUUCUAAAUUGCAUUUAAAAGAUAAUGGACAACCAUUGUUACUAAGAAAGUUUAAACAUGGUCAGUCUAAUCCUACAUACUAUAUUCAGUGUGGAGGCGAAGAAAUUGUUUUAAGAAAAAAGCCACCAGGAAAGCUGCUACCUUCUGCUCAUUCAAUUGAGAGAGAAUAUAAGGUGAUGAAAGCUUUAAAUCAAUUUGGUGUACCUGUUCCUAAAAUGUUCUGUUUGUGUGAAGAUUCUAGUAUAAUUGGCACAUCUUUCUUUUUAAUGGAAUAUGUACAUGGUAGGGUGUUUAAAGACAUUGCAAAUGUUUCUCCUACUGAGAGAACCAAUGUAUACAACUCUUUAGUUGAAGUAUUACAACAGAUACAUUCUGUUGACAUUGAAAGAUCUGGACUUACAGAUUUUGGAAAAAAAGGAAAUUACAUGAAAAGACAAAUUUCUAUAUGGUCAGCACAGUAUGAAGCAAGUAAGACAUGCAGUGUUCCUCAAAUGGAUCAUUUAAUGGAUUGGCUACCAAAAAAUUUACCGGAAACUGAGAAAUCAACUAUUGUACAUGGUGAUUUUAGACUGGAUAAUUGCAUAUUUGAUGAGAACUCAUAUUCAAUUAAAUCAAUUCUUGAUUGGGAGUUGUCUACAAUUGGAGAUCCAAUCACUGAUUUGGCUUACCUAUGUGCUAUAUAUCAUCUUCCUAAAGAUUUUUCACUUAUUCAGGGUUUAUAUGGUGUUGACUUAAAGUUACAAGGCAUUCCAACUGAACAAGAUGUUUUACAAAAAUAUUGCACCGCAAUGAAAAUUUCUGAAAUAAAGAAAUGGAAUGUGUACAUGGCAUUUUCAUUUUUUCGACUUGCUGCCAUUAUUCAAGGUGUUUAUAAACGAUCUUUAAAUAAUCAAUCCAGCUCAGACCAAGCUAGACACUUAGAAAAAUAUACUCAAAUGAUGGCUAUGAUUGGAUGUCAGUUUGCAGAUAAAGAAGAUAGUUCAAAUGUUUCUAAAAACUUAACCAAAAUUGAAUCUUCAAUGAUUGCAUUUAGCGUAUCAGGCUUGUCGCCACAUGCCCAAAAGCUUUAUGCUGAUGUGGUUGCAUUUAUGAAGAAUAAUGUGUAUCCAAUUGAAAACAAAAUUACGUCAGAAAAAGUUGGGGAAUUAAAAUGGACAACAAACACUGGAAUGGAAGAAUUAAAGAACAAAGCAAAAUCAGCAGGUUUAUGGAAUUUGUUUAUUCCAUUGAAUACUGAUCCUGAAUGCAAAUUUGGGGCAGGGUUGACAAAUUUGGAAUAUGCAUUUAUUUGUGAAGAAAUGGGAAAGGUGAUUACAGCUCCAGAGAUUUUUAACUGUUCAGCCCCUGAUACUGGUAAUAUGGAAGUUUUAAUUAAAUAUGGAAGUAAAAAACAACAGGAUGAAUGGUUGGUUCCUUUACUGGAAGGAAAAAUUCGUUCAUGCUUUGGUAUGACUGAACCACAGGUUGCUUCAUCUGAUGCAACAAAUAUUGAAUCUUCUAUUGUACGUGAAGGGGACAAUUAUAUUAUUAAUGGAAAAAAAUGGUGGAUUUCAGGUGCAAUGGAUCCACGAUGUGCUCUUUGUAUUUUCAUGGGUAAAACUAAUCCUUCUGCCCCUAAGCAUUUGCAGCAGUCAAUGAUUCUUAUUCCAAUGAAUGCUGAAGGUGUGAGGGUAAUAAGGCCACUCUCUGUUUUUGGUUAUGAAGAUGCACCAAGUGGUCAUGCAGAAAUAGAAUUUACAAAUGUUCGUGUACCUGUUUCUAAUAUUCUGGUUGGUGAAGGUCGUGGUUUUGAAAUUGCCCAGGGCCGUCUUGGUCCUGGUCGCAUUCAUCAUUGUAUGAGAUUAAUAGGAUGGUCAGAACGUGCUUUGGAGCUCAUGGUUAAUCGAGCAAACUCAAGAACAGCAUUUGGUAAGCCACUUAUUGCACAAGGUACAGUUCAAUCACAUAUUGCCGAAUCCAGAAUUGAAAUUGAACAAGCACGAUUAUUGACUUUAAAAGCAGCACAUAUGAUGGACACAGUCGGUAACAAAGUUGCAGCUUCUGAGAUAGCAAUGAUAAAAGUGAUUGCUCCUCGUACAGCGCAGACGAUUAUCGAUAGAGCAAUACAGAUUUUUGGUGCUGCUGGAUUAUCUGCAGAUACUCCUCUUGCACACAUGUUUGCUUUUUCGCGCGUUUUGCGUUUGGCUGAUGGUCCCGAUGAAGUACAUAAGCAAGCUAUCGCCAAAAUUGAAAUAAAAAGACAACUAACACGACUCUGAAGUUCUAAUUGUCCUAAGUUAUUCAGCUUAGUUGUGCUUACUUAAAUUGCACCUACUACUACUUAAAAUUCAACAAUACGCCAAUUCGUUCUCAGAUGUUUUUCGCACGAUGGGUGAUAUUUUGUCAAUUUUUUGAUUAUCUCGGUAAAUAUCAGCGUUAAAUAAUUAUUUCGAAAAAUAUUUCCGUCAAAUAAUUAUGUCAAAAAUAUUUCCGUCAAAUGAUUAUGUCGAAAAGAAUUAGUGCCAAACAGUUAUGUCAAAAGGUAUGUGUAUCAAACGAUUUCUAUAAUGUAAGGUAUGAAAGUGUUUUUCUCACAAAACCAAAAAUUUAUAAAUUGAAUUGUAAAAAGUUUAAAAUUUUUGUUUUUCGUAUCUGAAAACUCCGGAAACAUUACCAAACCUCUAAAAAAAAGUCAUGCAAAAUGUCAUCUAAAGUUUUUAAUUUCGUCAACUGGUUUGAAAAACUUAUUAAGUUUAGCGUAUUAAAAAAUUAGAUUGUGUAUGUCGUUUGAUAAUUUGCACUUUUUUAUAACUCCUAUAACUAACUUUAAUUGGUAAAAUGCAAACUGCAAACCGGUUAAAUGCGAACUAUUUUGCGAACCAAAGCAUUUUAUGGUCCACAAUGUCUUAAUAAAUUUGUUUUGGUUAGGUCAGGAUUUUAUUAUUAAAAGUUUUAAAAAAUGACUAGUAAACUGUUACAUCACCAACUGUUGAUCGUGGCUUCCUAAAAAGUUUGCAUUUUACUUAAUCCAUCGACAUCAUCGACUGCUAAUAAGAUCGUGGCUUCCUAAAAAGUUUGCAUUUUACUUAAUCCAUCGACAUCAUCGACAACUAUGUUAAUGUGUAUUUUGUAAUUAGAAUAACAAAGUUUAUUUUAUUAAAUAUAUUUUUUGAAUUACAUAUA
Molecule: messenger RNA, 4082 nt
Organism: Hydra vulgaris (swiftwater hydra)
Lineage: Eukaryota; Metazoa; Cnidaria; Hydrozoa; Anthoathecata; Hydridae
Product: acyl-CoA dehydrogenase family member 10
Biological process (GO): fatty acid beta-oxidation using acyl-CoA dehydrogenase
Cellular component (GO): cytoplasm; mitochondrion
Molecular function (GO): flavin adenine dinucleotide binding; acyl-CoA dehydrogenase activity
Source: RefSeq, a predicted model, not a curated record